This is a messenger RNA of Mus caroli (Ryukyu mouse), 5853 nucleotides long. Lineage: Eukaryota; Metazoa; Chordata; Mammalia; Rodentia; Muridae. The record is from RefSeq and is a predicted model, not a curated record.
AACGUCCGCAGGCGCGGGGUCUGUCGGGUAUCGGCGGCGGCGGCGGCGCUUUGCGGCUGGUCGUGCGAGCUGGGCGCGGGCGGGCGGGCGCGGCGGCCGUGGCGCGCGCAGGUGAUUGACUGCUCUCUUGGCUGAGGGCAGCGCUGGGUUCUUUCGGCUGGCAGGGGCCCGUGCCCGUUCGGGCGGAGACGGAGGCGGCGCCGGAGGCCACCGGGCUCGGCGAGUGCUACCUCGGUCAAGGCCAUGGCUCCGCGGCUGCAGCUGGAGAAGGCGGCCUGGCGCUGGGCGGAGANGGUGCGGCCCGAAGAGGUGUCGCAGGAGCACAUCGAGACCGCUUACCGCAUCUGGCUGGAGCCGUGUAUCCGAGGCGUGUGCAGAAGAAACUGCAGAGGAAACCCGAAUUGCUUGGUUGGCAUUGGCGAGCACAUUUGGUUAGGAGAGAUAGAUGAGAAUAGUUUCCAUAGCAUUGAUGAUCCCAACUGUGAGAGGAGGAAAAAGAAUUCCUUUGUGGGCUUGACUAACCUGGGAGCCACCUGUUACGUCAACACCUUUCUCCAGGUGUGGUUCCUCAAUUUGGAGCUUCGGCAGGCGCUGUACUUAUGCCCCAGCACCUGCAGUGAUUACCCGAAGGGAGACGGGAUCCAUGGAGGAAAAGAUUAUGAGCCUCAGACAAUUUGUGAGCAUCUUCAGUACUUGUUUGCUUUGUUGCAAAACAGUAACAGACGAUACAUUGAUCCUUCAGGAUUUGUUAAAGCCUUGGGCUUGGAUACUGGGCAGCAGCAGGAUGCACAAGAGUUUUCCAAGCUCAUUAUGUCGCUGUUGGAAGACACUUUGUCUAAACAGAAGAACCCGGAUAUUCGGAAUGUCGUGCAGCAGCAGUUCUGUGGAGAAUAUGCCUAUGUGACUGUGUGCAAUCAGUGUGGCCGAGAGUCUAAGCUUGUAUCGAAGUUCUAUGAACUGGAGUUAAACAUCCAAGGCCACAAGCAGUUAACAGACUGCAUUUCAGAGUUCCUGAAGGAAGAACGAUUAGAAGGAGACAAUCGAUACUUCUGUGAAAACUGUCAGAGCAAACAGAAUGCUACACGGAAAAUCCGACUUCUGAGCCUNCCUUGCACUCUGAACUUGCAGCUGAUGCGUUUCGUGUUUGACAGGCAAACUGGACACAAGAAGAAGCUCAAUGCAUACAUCGGCUUCUCAGAGAGUCUAGAUAUGGAGCCUUAUGUGGAGCACAAAGGCGGGUCCUUCGUGUACGAGCUCAGUGCCGUCCUCAUCCACAGAGGAGUCAGCGCCUAUUCUGGCCACUACAUCGCACAUGUGAAAGACCCUCAGUCUGGAGAAUGGUACAAGUUCAAUGACGAGGACAUAGAGAAGAUGGAGGGCAAGAAGCUUCAGCUAGGGAUUGAGGAAGAUCUAGCAGAACCUUCUAAAUCCCAGACCCGUAAACCCAAGUGUGGCAAAGGAACUCACUGCUCCCGAAAUGCAUACAUGCUGGUUUAUAGGCUGCAAGCCCAGGAAAAGAACCACACAAUGGUUCAAGUCCCAGCCUUUCUCCAAGAGCUGGUAGAUCGCGAUAAUUCCAAAUUUGAGGAGUGGUGUGUAGAAAUGGCCGAGAUGCGCAAGCAGAGUGUGGACAAAGGCAAAGCGAAGCACGAGGAGGUGAAGGAGCUGUACCAAAGGUUGCCUGCUGGAGCUGAGCCCUAUGAGUUUGUGUCUCUUGAAUGGCUGCAGAAGUGGUUGGAUGAGUCAACACCCACCAAACCGAUCGAUAAUAAUGCUUGCCUGUGUUCCCACGACAAGCUUCAUCCUGAUAAAAUAUCAAUUAUGAAGAGAAUAUCGGAAUAUGCGGCUAAUAUUUUCUAUAGUCGAUAUGGAGGAGGUCCAAGACUAACUGUGAAAGCCCUUUGUAAGGACUGUGUUGUGGAACGCUGUCGUGUACUGNGCCUGAAGAAUCAGCUGAAUGAAGAUUACAAAGCUGUCAACAAUUUGCUGAAAGCGACAAUGAAGGGCAGUGAUGGAUUUUGGGUAGGAAAGUCUUCCUUGCGUAGCUGGCGCCAGCUGGCUCUUGAACAACUAGAUGAGCAAGAUGGUGAGGCGGAGCAAAGCAACGGGAAGAUAAACAGGAGCACCUUCAAUAAAGGUGAUGGGGUGUUCCGUGCUUCUGGAGAUAGAACCCUUACAGUGUGUGUGUAUGGGGUGGGGUGGGGUCUCUGUCCACAGGGUUCCUCCCACCACCCCAGCUGCUACUGCUGUUGCUCUGCAGAUUGGUGUCCCUGGCUUUUUCUUGAAUGUGGGGGAUUCCACUGGCUGACCUUGAGCGUUUGGCCUCCUCAAGGAGAGUUAAGCAUAUCUGAAAAUGAAAGAAGGCUGGUUUCUCAGGAGGCUUGGAGCAAGCUGCAGCAGUACUUCCCAAAGGCUCCUGAGUUCCCAAGUUAUAGAGAGUGCUGUUCGAAGUGCAAGAUACUAGAACGAGAAGGUGAAGAAAAUGAAGCCUUGCAUAAGAUGAUAGCAAAUGAGCAGAAGACCUCACUUCCAAACUUGUUCCAGGACAAAAACAGACCAUGUCUCAGUAACUGGCCAGAGGACACGGAUGCUCUCUAUAUUGUGUCGCACUUCUUUUUAGAUGAAUGGCGGAAAUUUGUUAGAAAGCCUGCAAGGUCUGCUCCUGUGUCGUCAAUUGGGAANGCUGCCCUUCUGUGUCCACAUGGAGGACUCAUGUUUACAUUUCCUUCCCUCACCAAAGAAGACUCGAAACUUAUAGCUCUCAUAUGGCCCAGCGAAUGGCAAAUGAUUCAAAAGCUCUUUNUUGUGGAUAAAGUAAUUAAAAUCACAAGAAUUGAAGUGGGAGACGUGAAUCCUUCUCAAACACAGUAUAUUUCUGAACCUAGUCUCUGUCCAGAUUGCAGAGAAGGUCUGCUGUGCCAGCAGCAGAGGGACCUUCGAGAGUAUACCCAAGCCACCAUCUAUGUCCACAAGGUUGUGGAUAACAAAAAGGUGAUGAAGGACUCGGCUCCCGAGUUGAAUGUGAGUAGUUCUGAGACGGAAGAAGACAAGGAGGAAGCUAAGCCAGAUGGGGAGAAAGACCCUGACUUCAAUCAAAGCAAUGGAAGUACCAAGCGACAGAAGACAUCCCAACAGGGCUAUGUGGCCUACCAGAAGCAGGUCGUCCAGAGGAGCACGAGACACAGGAAGGUUCGGGGUGAGAAGGCGCUGUUGGUGUCUGCCAACCAGACGUUAAAAGAAUUGAAGAUUCAGAUCAUGCACGCAUUUUCAGUUGCUCCAUUUGACCAGAAUUUAUCAAUUGAUGGAAAGAUUUUAAACGACGACUGUGCCACCCUUGGUACCCUCGGCGUCAUUCCUGAGUCUGUCAUUUUGUUAAAGGCUGAUGAACCAAUUGCAGACUACGCUGCAAUGGAUGAUGUCAUGCAAGUUUGUAUGCCGGAAGAGGGCUUUAAAGGUACAGGCCUGCUUGGACAUUAACCUUUGACCUCUCGCUGACUGCCAAGGAAUGACCAGAAAGGAAGACGAACUUGACAUGUUAGGGCAUUAAAGAAAAUGUGGUUUUAAGAAUGAAACUCUUACCUGGCUCUUCCAAAAGACAAAAAUCCAUUCAAAAGAGACUGUCCCACUUGCCUUAUGUCAAAUAAAGCAGAUUGCACUGAUGGGCAUCAGACUUGAAGGAAGUGUUUCAGAUUUUCUAUUUAAGGUGGGAGGGAGAGGGCGAGCGAGGACUGAGCAGGCAGAGCAAGAGUAGGAGUGAAUCAUGUUUACACUGAGGGAGUGAAGCCCUGGUCAGUCCACACAGAUGCCCUGCUCACUAGCGGACCUGUGUCACAGUACAUGGGCUAGCAUCCUGCUCCAAACUCCAAGUGACUGUCUAGAGACAAGAUCUGCUAACCCAGCCUUUAUUUAACCUAUACUCACCUUUCAAUAAAGCAUGAACGUGAAGGACUUGCCAACGAGGAACGUGUCUUCAGAGCACCACUCCUGCAGGACAGCCACAGCCCUGCCACCUACCUGCUCACUGUCUGUCAGUGCUGAGUAGAAGGGUCAAGCCAGUGACUGUCUUAGUUUUCCUCCAUCAUCCCAGAGGGAUAGGAAAUAUUCAGUGUAUGGUGGCAGCAAAGAGAGUAUCCCUGAACGUUUGAAAAGCCAAACCGGAGCUCUGUAGGACAGCACGGGUUUUCAUAGACAACCCUCCCACUCUCCAGUUCUGCCUUCCUCGGACCUCACUGCUUUUUUGAAAACCCUUAAGACUAUACAGGGUGUGCUGCCUCACCAACUCAGGAUCACUGUUGACGGUAGUUUAAGCAGCAUCAGGAUCUGCUCAAACAGAAAAAGGUUUUAGGGGAGCAUGGACGGGGCUGGGCAGCGAUUUGCAUUUUCUCUAUCAAGUGGAUGUUGGUAUGUUUGUGGCCCAGUUGCUGAUACAGAUUUUUUUUUUUUUAAACCUAGUUUGUUGAAAAACUUUAACUGAUGUAUACAUGCUGAUCUCAACAUUGGCAGCAUCUUUUGGUAGCUUUCUGCUCCCAACAUGGUAUUUAUGUUUGUAAUGAAGAAAGAGUGUUCUAGAGAUGGUGAAAAGCGCGGGGCGGAGCCAGGAGAGCUGCACACCUUCCUGAAAGACUGACUUCUCAAGGAGCUCCUGCCUUUGGGGACACAGGGACUCACGGGACCCUGGCUUUCAGAUCUGUCCUUUACCGAGCAACACGGAAAUGGGACCAAGCCUCACUCACCAAGAGCCCACUCUUUCCCAAGGCCAAGACAUUUGAAAGUCACCAGCUGUUUGACAGAUGGUCUUUACUGUCCUUAGAAAGCCAGAGUUUGUGGCUUUGUAACAAAGCAUUGGCGGGACCUCAGCACCCCUGAAAGGUGGGGGGGCCAGGUGGCAAGGAGCAGCUGUUCCUCCCCCCUUUCUCCUGGCAUUGGCUGUGCACAAGCCAGAAGUUAACACUGUGAGGUUGGUUGCAUAGGCAUCCUUUGUUUCCUUUACGAAAUGUUAGCAAGGUAAUAGCCAUUAACUCCUGUCAGGCAAAUACAGUGGGGCAGACCCAGUUCCAGUGAGCUGAAGUGGGCUGCUUCCGCCUCACAGCCGGUGCCCGCCACUGCAGAGCCAGAGCCUUACUGGAACUUCAGCUCAGACCCCCCCACCUUGUUCAGUGGAACAAGGCCACUCCCGAAAAGCUUGGGAUCCCCGGGCCGUGGCUUCCUCACAGCUUGAAGCAGACAUAUUUCAAAGAGUCUGCACUCGGACUUACCAGCUGCCAUGUUCCUGCUCACUAACCCAUGCUAUUUGGUUGUCCGCUGAGCUGGGAUGGCUCUAUACAGCACAGGCUAGCUAUUCUGCUGGGUUCUAAAGCUACAUUCAGGAACCACAUUAAACCAGAUUAUGAAUCUCCAGGCUUCUUUAUGUUUCCUUUUUCUUUCCCAAGCAGGGUUUCCUGUAACCCAGGCUGGCCUUGGACUCACUAUGUAACCAGGAUAACCUUAACUUCUGAUCUUCCUACUUCCUCCUCCCAGGUGCUGGGAUUGCAGGCAUGUGGCCACUGUGACAGGUUUCCUGUGCUGUGCCGAGGCCCGGGCCCAGCGCCUCGUGCACACUAGAGAGAAUUCUGCAUACUGACCCACAUCCCCAGCUCUACCCGUGUAUAUUUCUAGUCAUUCUUUAAACCCAAGCAAAUGUGUAGAGUCUCCUAUGCUGAGAUGGUUUUUGCCACUACCAGACAUGUAGGCUAUCAUUUGACGUCUUUAUUCCCUGAGAGAAAACUUCUUUUCUGUAUUUAUGAACUUUAUUAUUGAGAAUCACUGUUAACCUUUCUGCCAAAUUAAAGACCCUCGUGUCUCUGUUUCCACGGA